Molecule: messenger RNA, 333 nt
Organism: Protopolystoma xenopodis
Lineage: Eukaryota; Metazoa; Platyhelminthes; Monogenea; Polystomatidea; Polystomatidae
Source: the annotation of a GenBank genome assembly
AUGAUCGGUGCUUCUGCUGUGAUACUGACUGGUCUGCUGGUCGAAGAUGAGAAUGGCAUUCGCGACUGGCUCAAAGUCGAUGCGAAGAUUGAUCCACAGAAUCAAGCCGAGGACAAGCUGCUCUCCGACCUUUUGACCGCCUCUAAAGUGCCGACCAAAAGUGCUCUCGGCACCGCAGCUCCGGCUAUCCAUCUGUUGCUCGGCCUGCCUCUGUAUGCCACCAGCGUCCUGCAUGAAUGGUUUAAAAAUGGCAUCACAGAUACAACCAGCACAUUUGCCGACUACUAUAUUUGGCGCCAGGAUCCGGUGAGUUAUCCCGAACGGACUAGUUAG